This is a messenger RNA of Rotaria sp. Silwood2, 1236 nucleotides long. Lineage: Eukaryota; Metazoa; Rotifera; Eurotatoria; Philodinida; Philodinidae. The record is from the annotation of a GenBank genome assembly.
AUGUCUUCUUAUUCAAUUUCUUCUGGUCUUAAAGACACACUGAUAGAAACAACAUUCUUUGCUUUAGACGAUUCACAGAGCAAUUAUGAUGUUAUUAUUCAAUUUCAUUCUGCCGAGGACAUACCAAAGAUGGAUGUUUUUGGACAUGCUGAUCCGUAUUUUAUAGCAAAAAUUGAUGAUCAAAUAUCAUUUACAUCAACUAUUCUAUCAAAUACGGCAACACCUAAAUGGGACGAUGAAAAAUGGAUUGUUCGAAAUAUUCCUUUAAAUGCUAUACUUACAGUUAAAAUCUAUGAUAAAGAUGAUGCAAAACUUUUUGACGAUUACAUUGGUAAAUUUGAGGUUCUUAAUUUAAUCAAUUAUCAUGCUUCAAUAACAGGUCAUAAAGUAAUUGGUCCAUUCAAUCGUUACCAUGGUUUUUUUCAUUUAUCUAUUCAAUCAAUGGAAUCAUCAGAAGAAACAAAACAUCUUCCUCGUUAUACGUUUGACGGUCCUUGUCGAUAUUCUCGUCAUGAUUCGUUUGCUGUUGGUUGUUUAACUAUGCUUAAUCCUGAUUGCAUUUAUUCAACAUGGAAAAUACAAAUACGAAGAAUUUCCGUUUUUUUUAAACCUCAAGAACGUCAAUAUUGGAAUAGAAAAUAUAAAGUAGCACAAAUGAUAUUUGGCAAUUGUCUUCUUUCAUUAGCGUCACAAAGUACACUCAAAUUAGCGCAUAAAGUACUUUAUGGUCGAACAUUAAAACAUAAUGAAAAUGGACAAUUAAAUAAUGCUGAUGAUCUUUGGAAAUUUGUUUUCUCAGAUCGAACAACAAAGCGUAUUAAACCAUGUAUUUAUACAUAUGUUAUUGAUGACAAUACAUGGCGUUUUAGUGAAACUGAUGCUCAAGUUUUUGCAGAUGUCGCAAGUAAACAUGCACUAUUAGCUAAUGCAUCAGAAUAUGUUCGUUAUGCUGGCCAAUUUCAUCCACGUCCAAAAUAUGGAUGGAAUAAUUGUGAUGAUGAAUGGGAAUUAGUAUUCGAUAAUGAAUCUGGUACUUAUGCUCCAAAUGCUUAUCUAUUGAUUAAUUUGAAAAACUUGCUAUUAUUCAAUUUUCCUGGAUUAAAUAUUGUUACAUAUGAAUAUAAAGAUCCGAAGUUGAAAGAAAGUGUGACAGAGUUAAAACAUGCGAUAGAAAAAUAUAAAAAUAGUACAACGGCAAUUCAACAUCUUGUUUUGACUUGCCCGUGUGUACCUUAG